Molecule: messenger RNA, 181 nt
Organism: Funneliformis geosporum
Lineage: Eukaryota; Fungi; Glomeromycota; Glomeromycetes; Glomerales; Glomeraceae
Source: the annotation of a GenBank genome assembly
ACGUAUAAAUAGAUACAAAAAUCGACUAAAAUUUAACAUAAAUCCUUCUGAUGGCAAUUCCGAACAAAGUGUUGAUAAGCCUUCCGAAUCUUCUGAAUAUACCACUAAAGAAGACAAUAUUUCAGGUAGUAGUAAUUAUGACAUUUCGGAUAAGAUUCAACAUAACGGAGACAGCAACUGA